Molecule: messenger RNA, 1046 nt
Organism: Blepharisma stoltei
Lineage: Eukaryota; Ciliophora; Heterotrichea; Heterotrichida; Blepharismidae
Source: the annotation of a GenBank genome assembly
AUGUUUCCAUUUCUAGUGAGUAAAAAUAUGAAAGUUAGCUUAUCAUCAGGCUAUGAAAUGCCUCUUCUUGCUUUUGGAACGUUUAAGAUUGAACAAAAUGAAGCAGAUCAAGCUAUACUUUCAGCUAUUCAAACUGGAUAUCGUCAUAUCGACUGCGCUUCGUUUUACCUAAAUGAAGAGCAUAUUGGUGAGAGUAUUGCUAAUGCAAUAAAUUCAGGGGCAGUAGCCAGAGAAGAACUAUUCAUAGCAACAAAAGCUUGGCCAACUCAAUAUCGCGAUAUUAGAUCAGCCUGCAUUAAUUCAUUGAGGAGGCUUAAAUUGGAAUAUCUAGAUCUCUACAUUCUCCAUUGGCCUCUUGCAGUUAAAUCAAACCUUGAAGACCCACCUGUAUUCACUCCAUCAGCUGACAAUUAUAAAAUUUUUGAUAGAUACCCAUUGCAUUUAGCAUGAAAGCAAAUGGAAGAGCUAGUGAAAGAAGGCUUAGUUAGAAGCAUUGGAGUUAGCAAUUGAACUGUUGGGCUUUUAAAUGAUUUGCUUAGUUAUGCAACUAUUCCGCCUGUCUGCAAUCAAUUCGAAACUCAUGCAUAUUACCAAAGAAAAGCGCUUAUUGAAUUUUGCAAUUUGAAUAAUGUAAUACCAAUGGGAUACAAUGUAAUUUUAAAGCCUCCAAAUAACCCAUAUUAUCAUUAUAAUGAAACUGCUCUUGAGGACCCAGCUGUUAUCCAAAUAGCUGAAAAAAUGCAAAAAACACCUGCCCAGGUUUUAUAUUAGUUUAAAUAAAAUUCUUGAUUUUCAUAAGGAGAUAUUUUUAUAAUAGAAUUAUUAAAUUAAAUUUAAAUUCAUUAGCAAAGUGUAUAAUUAAAUGGAAUUUGCAAAGAAGAUGCGGCUGUGUGGUUAAAUCUAUAACUCCUUCAAGGAUCCAAGAGAAUUGGCAAAGCCAAUUUUUUGAUUUAGCUGAAGAAGAUAUGAAUACAAUCAACUCAUUUACGAAGCAUGGGGUAUUUUUAGAUCCAAGUAAAAUGUUUGGCAUUGCGCUGAAUGAUUAA